Erythranthe guttata (spotted monkey flower) is the source of this 1458-nucleotide messenger RNA. RefSeq names its product dehydrodolichyl diphosphate synthase 6. Gene Ontology annotation, molecular function: ditrans,polycis-polyprenyl diphosphate synthase [(2E,6E)-farnesyl diphosphate specific] activity. Gene Ontology annotation, cellular component: endoplasmic reticulum. The record is from RefSeq and is a predicted model, not a curated record. Gene Ontology annotation, biological process: polyprenol biosynthetic process. Lineage: Eukaryota; Viridiplantae; Streptophyta; Magnoliopsida; Lamiales; Phrymaceae.
AGUAAGUGCAAUAAAUCAACAAAUCACACCAAAACUGUGAUUGCCAUUGUCGGCUACCCUUCCAUCUUGCUCUCAAUCUUUUCAUUAUUAACAAAAACAAGAAUUUUUCACGCUCACAUCAAGAUUGUGUGGCAGCCGAACCCUUCAUGAAAUUAUAUCCUAAUAGUUAAAAAAAUAAAUAAUUAAAUAAAUCAAAACUAAAAUUGUGAGCAAAUAGUAUGCUCUCUUUCUUCUUGAAUAGGAGUUUCUUUCCUUACGCGUAAUUCGUAAUAUUUCCAGGUUUCGUCUCACUUUCACUGUCUUCGUAUUCAUCUUUUUAGCCGUAGAUUUCAUUUCUUAAUUGUAUGAUCUUUAGAUAAAUUCGAUUUGUCAUGCCUAAUUGCUUAUAUACCAAGAACACUACAUUGUCCAUUUUCGAGUUCUUCAUUAACAUUUCUCUUUUGUUAAUUUUGGCCAACUGAGUAGAUAUAUAUAAUAAUGGAGAACAAGACAGAUACACUUGCAGUAAGAUUAUUCGGUAGUUCAAUUAGCUACAUGCGAAAAUCUCUAUUCCGUAUCCUCUCAGUGGGUCCCAUCCCAAACCACAUAGCCUUCAUAUUAGAUGGAAAUCGAAGAUACGCCAAAAAACGGAACCUGAAUGAAGGAAUGGGCUAUAGAGCCGGUUUCUUAUCUCUAAUGACUCUGUGUAAGUACUGCUGUGAGCUCGGGGUGAAAUACGUAACAAUAUACGCUUUCAGCAUCGACAAUUUCAAAAGAAAACCCCAUGAAGUCGAUGCUGUGAUGGAUUUAAUGCUCGAGAAAAUCCAAGGGAUGCUCAAGGAAGAGAGUAUAGUGAGCCAAUACGGAGUGAGGGUAUAUUUCAUCGGAAAUUUGGAGCUAUUAAACGAGCAUGUAAGACAAGCUGCUGUAAAGGCUAUGGAAGCUACUUCGAACAACGACAAGAUUGUGCUGCUAAUAUGCGUGGCCUACACUUCGACCGAUGAGAUUGUGCAUGCUGCUCGAGAAUCUUGCGAAGCUAAGCGGGCUCGGGUUCGAUCUAGUGGGGCCCGCGAAGGGAACGAAGAGGAAUUAAAGGUGGUGGAUAUAGAGAGGCACAUGUAUAUGGGAGUGGCACCUGAUCCAGAUAUUUUGGUGAGAACUUCGGGGGAGACUCGAUUGAGUAAUUUCUUGCUUUGGCAGACUUCGAACUGUGUUUUGUAUUCACCGAGGGCUUUGUGGCCGGAGAUUGGGUUAAGGCACUUGGUGUGGGCGGUGCUCAACUACCAGAGAGUGUUUCCUUUGCUGGAGAGGAGAAGGAAGCAGAUGUGAUGAUUUUAGUCUUUCCAUACGAAAUUUUUCAAUGUUACAAUUUUAAUAAUAAUUCACCUGACUGUAAAAGUGGUCAAUGACUUAUUCCAACAUCACAUUAUAUUUGUGUUCUUGUUCCAAAUGCUGCAAAUCCAGUGCCUUUGGCUCCAA